UUGUUUUGUGAACAUUGAGGGUUGGAUGUGCCACUUUAAAUUGAAAGUUUAUUGUAUUUCGAUGUCAUGUGAAUUAUUUGACGGUCGGGUGCAUCCGUGUAACGUAAGGGCUUAUUUGACGUAGUGCCGUCAUGCAUCCUUUUUUUGGCUGAAAAUAUUGGUGGACAGUAAAUGUGAUGGUGGAAUCUGGAAUACUAGUUAUGCUCUGCAAUAAAGGUGCAUAGGGAGCUUUCAGCUUCUUUGUGGAAAUACAGGGAUGGAUUAGACCCAGGGUAACAUGUCUGCCAUAUGUGUACCCAGCAAGAGGAAAAUGCCAAGACCAAAACUAAACCCCCCAAAACCAGAUGUCAUAAAGGAUUUGGGAAAAGAGGCUGAAGGUAGUGGAAUGAAACCAUCCAAAAAUGAGGGGACAAGCUCUCAGAAAAUAAAGAGAACUUACUCCAGAAAAAAGUAUCAUGAUCUCCAGCCUGUGAUUAUGAGACCUUCAGAGGAUUCAGGCCAUGGUUCAUCUUCCAGUUCUGUAAUCGCAUCCAGUCUGAUCAAUGGUUUGGAAAGCCAACAUAUGCACACUGACCACACCAGCAGAAUGAUGGGGGAAAUUGAUGGAUCCAGUUCAGAUACUUUAAUAGAAACAGAUUUUAAAGCAAAGAAGCAGAAGAUUGAAGCUCACCAGCCCUCCUUAAAAAAGUACAUUGAGGAAGUAAAGCAAACAGUACCUGUUAUAGUUCCUGUUGCUCAGUUCACUCACAAGAAUCCGAUAACUGUGAGCACGCAGGAGCAGAAAUCAUCUCAGUGCACCAAGAAAGAGUCGCCUGUUUAUCCACCAGGAAGUCAGGAGGAGAAAUGGCAGCUGCAGAUUUUGGCCAAGGGUAGAGUGACCUGCCCCAAAUGCAAAAGUGUUGGAAGAAAGACAGUGGAUGGGUUAAAGAAGCACCUGGAAACCUGCAAACUGAAUCCUUUUACAUGUCCACACUGUGAGAAACAACUGAAAACUUCAACUGGAAUGAAGUACCACCUCAUGGCUGACCACAACAACUUGCCCAUUCCAGAUACUGGGAAUGACCUAGUUGACCAAGCAGUGAAGGAGAAACUACGGAAAGUACUAAAGAGGAUGGGGAAAUUAAAAUGUUCAAAAGAGGGUUGCACUGGAAGUUUUACUAGUAUAAUGGGUUACGUGUAUCAUAUGAAGAAAUGUGGCAAAGAGGCGUCAGAACUGGAGAAACUCUUAAUGAACUGCAAGCACUGUGGAAAAGCGUAUCGUUCUAGAGCGGGUCUGGAGUACCACCUCAAGAACGAGCACGGUCCGCCGGACCGAGAAAUUGAAGUAGAGGAAGCAAAGACACAGAAAGAGCCCGUCCCAGAGCGUACACCGAGCGGACGGGCCAAACGCUUGUCGGCGCAGGUGGCCGUGUUCCACCUGAGGGAGAUCGCCAGUGAGGAGCUGCUGAAGGAGUGGCCCAAAAGGAAAGUCCAGCGUGACCUGGUACCAGACGACAGGAAGCUGAAGUAUUCUCGUCCAGGGUUGCCUGCCUUCAGCCAGGAGACUCUUCGGAAGUGGAAGAAUGAAGUCAAACUGCAUAAAAAAGUGCAGUGUCCCAACAAGGGAUGUGGCUGCUUCUAUACCAGCGUGUCUGGUCUAAAGGCUCAUCUUGGGUUAUGUACCUUGGGUGAAUUUGAGACUGGGAAGUAUAAAUGCUUGAUAUGUAAGAAAGAAUUCAACUCUGAAAGCGGAGUCAAGUACCACAUCAAUUCCAUUCAUUCUCAGGACUGGUUUGUUGUUCGCUCCAAGUCUAAGAGUUCAAAGUUAGAUAAACUGCAUAAGACUCAGCUGAAGGAAGAUUCCAUGAAGCCUCCAGACCUUCCCUCACCAGAUCCAGCCCUCAGUUUUCCCCAGGUAUCCAACACCUGGCAGGACAGACAGACGUCAGCGAUGCCCACGUCAAGUGGAACCGCAACCCCUGGAAGAGUGGAAAUAAAGAGGAAGGAGGGCCAAAACAGAAGGAAGGAGGAAGAAAGCAGACAGGUGAAAGACUGCUAUGAGUUCAGCGGCAGUGACAGUCCGAGCGGCAGCAGCAGCAGCGAGAGCUCCAGCAGCGAGUCAGAGGACCAAUGGGCCCUCAGAAGGCCCCUCGCAAAGCCUGCGUCCAGCCAGAGACCUGGAGUUCAUUCAUAAAUCAUUCCUGCUCCUUUUACAAAAUGAAACUUCUCCUGUUUACCUCCAAAGAAUAAAGAGACACACUACCGUUCAAAAGUUUGGGGUCGGUAAGAUUUUUUUUUUUUUUAUGGUUUUGAAAUGAAUCAUCUCUUAUCAAUUGCUCACCAAGCCUGUAUUUAUUUGAUCAAAAAUGCAGUAAAAUAAUAAUAUUGGGAAUAUUAUUACAAUUUACAAUAACUGUUUUCUAUUUAAAAUAUUAUAAAAUAUAAUUUAUUCCUGUGAUGGCAAAGUUGAAUUUUAAAGUCUUCAGUGUGUCACAUGAUCGUUCUGAAAUCAUUCUAAUAUAUUGGUUUGCUGAUCAAGAAACAUUUUUCGUUAUCAACUUUUUUUCUCUUUUUUUAUGUGAUGAAUAGACAGCUCAAAAGAUCAGCACAUUAUAAAUGUCUUUACUGUCACGUUUGAUCAAUGUAAUGCCUCCUUGCUGAAUAAAAGUAUUGUUUUCUUUAAAAAAAAAGAGAAAAAAAAUCAUAUUAACUCCAAUAAAUGCAAACGGUAGUGUUUGUACUUGUAGGAUGUAGAAUUGUGUUUCCCUUUUUAUUGACAGGAAGAGCUUCAUAUAUUGAAAGGGCCACAGCAAACUUCUCUUAUAGAAAGUAAUAUCACCAUUUGACUUUAUUAUUUAUUUCAUUUUUGGAAUAAAAUAUUUUAAGUAAGUA
This is a messenger RNA of Pimephales promelas (fathead minnow), 2871 nucleotides long. RefSeq names its product zinc finger protein 512 (gene znf512). Gene Ontology annotation, molecular function: zinc ion binding. The record is from RefSeq and is a predicted model, not a curated record. Lineage: Eukaryota; Metazoa; Chordata; Actinopteri; Cypriniformes; Leuciscidae.